AUGACAAAAGGAGAUUCUUCUGGGAAGACUAAAUUCACCAAGUGCCGUUCACCUGAACUAGAGACCUUUUCAUGCCACUGGACAGAUGAGGUUCAUCGUAGCUUAAAGAGCCCAGGAUCUGUACAGCUGUUCUAUAUUAGAAGGAAUACUCAAGAAUCGACUCAAGAAUGGAAAGAAUGCCCCGAUUAUAUCUCUGCUGGAGAAAACAGCUGUUACUUUAAUUCAUCAUAUACCUCCAUUUGGAUACCUUACUGUAUCAAGCUAACUAACAAUGGUGUUACGGUGGAUCAAAAGUGUUUCUCUGUUGAGGAAAUAGUACAACCAGAUCCACCCACUGGCCUCAACUGGACUUUACUGAACAUUAGUUUAACUGGUAUUCAUGCGGAUAUCCAAGUGAGAUGGGAACCACCACCCAACGCGGAUGUUCAGAAAGGUUGGAUAGUUCUGGAGUAUGAACUUCAAUACAAAGAAGUAAAUGAAACUCAAUGGAAAAUGAUGGACCCUGUAUUAUCAACAUCAGUUCCAGUGUACUCGUUGAGACUGGAUAAAGAAUAUGAAGUGCGUGUAAGAACCAGACAACGAAACUCUGAAAAAUAUGGUGAAUUCAGUGAGGUGCUCUAUGUAACACUUCCUCAAAUGAGCCCAUUUGCAUGUGAAGAAGAUUUCCGGUUUCCAUGGUUCUUAAUUAUCAUCUUUGUAAUAUUUGGACUAACGGUGAUGCUAUUUGUAUUCAUAUUUUCUAAACAGCAAAGGAUUAAGAUGCUGAUUCUGCCUCCAGUUCCAGUUCCAAAGAUUAAAGGAAUUGAUCCAGAUCUCCUCAAGGAAGGAAAAUUAGAGGAGGUUAACACAAUCUUAGCCAUUCAUGAUGACUAUAAACCUGAAUUCUACAAUGAUGACUCUUGGGUUGAAUUUAUUGAGCUAGAUAUUGAUGACCCUGAUGAAAAGACUGAAGGAUCAGACACAGACAGACUUCUAAGCAAUGAUCAUCAGAAAUCACUUAAUAUCCUUGGGGCAAAGGAUGACGACUCUGGACGUACCAGCUGUUAUGAACCUGACAUUCUGGAGGCUGAUUUCAAUGCCAGUGAUGUGUGUGAUGGUACCUCAGAGAUUGCUCAGCCACAAAGGUUAAAAGGGGAAGCAGAUCUCUUGUGCCUUGACCAGAAGAAUCAAAAUAACUCACCUUAUCCUGAUGCUUCCCCUGCUACUCAACAGCCCAGUGUUGUCCUAGCAGAGGAAAACAAACCACGGCCACUUUUUAUUGGUGGAACUGAGUCAACUCAUCAAGCUGCCCAUACUCAGCUAAGCAACCUGAGUUCACUGGCAAAUAUCGACUUUUAUGCCCAGGUGAGCGACAUUACACCAGCAGGGAGUGUGGUCCUUUCCCCGGGUCAAAAGAGCAAGGCAGGGAUAUCCCAGUGCGACAUGCAUCCAGAAGUGGUCUCACUCUGCCAAGCAAACUUCAUCAUGGACAAUGCCUAUUUCUGCGAAGCAGAUGCCAAAAAGUGCAUUCCUGUGACCCCUCACAUCGAGGUCAAAUCACAGGUAGUGCCAAGCUUUAACCAGGAGGACAUUUAUAUCACCACAGAAAGCCUUACCACUACUGCUGGGAAGUCUGGGACAGCAGAAUGUGCUCCGGGUUCUGAGAUGCCUGUCCCAGACUAUACCACCAUACAUAUAGUACAGUCUCCACAGGGCCUCAUACUCAAUGCGACUGCCUUGCCCUUGCCUGACAAAGAGUUUCUCUCAUCAUGUGGCUAUGUGAGCACAGACCAACUGAACAAAAUUAUGCCAUAGCCUUUGAUUUCUCAAGAGCUAUGUAUUUAAUGGCAAAGAAUCGGUUAGGGCAUGAAUGCUUAAACCAAAACAAUGUUUAAACCUUUGGAGGGGGUGGGUAGAUGGGAUGUGGAUUCUAAAUGCCUUUUCUGAAAUGUUGAAACAUGAUAUUAAAAAGAAAAAAUGAGAAGAAUGAUUAAUCAGAUAGAUAUUCCUGUUGUGCAUUGUAAAUAUUUUAAAGAAUUGUCUCAAAGACUUUUAGUGGCAGUGAUUGUCUUGUUAUUGUGGGUGUUAAUUUUGUGAUACUAAGCAUUGAAUGACUGUGUUUUUAAUGUAUAGUAAAUCAUGCUUUUUGAAAAAGAAAAAAAAAAAUCAGGUGGCUUUUACAGUUCAGGAAAAUUGAGUGCAAAUCAUAGCACAGGCUAAUUAUUUUCUUUUUUAAAUAAU
Messenger RNA from Carlito syrichta (Philippine tarsier), 2220 nucleotides. RefSeq names its product growth hormone receptor (gene GHR). The coding region runs from base 1 to 1794 and encodes 597 amino acids. Gene Ontology annotation, cellular component: external side of plasma membrane; membrane; growth hormone receptor complex. NCBI's taxonomy places the organism in Eukaryota, Metazoa, Chordata, Mammalia, Primates, Tarsiidae. The transcript is spliced from 8 exons. The record is from RefSeq and is a predicted model, not a curated record. Gene Ontology annotation, biological process: positive regulation of receptor signaling pathway via JAK-STAT; growth hormone receptor signaling pathway; cytokine-mediated signaling pathway. Gene Ontology annotation, molecular function: growth hormone receptor activity; cytokine binding; peptide hormone binding.